Messenger RNA from Cyclocybe aegerita, 1119 nucleotides. Lineage: Eukaryota; Fungi; Basidiomycota; Agaricomycetes; Agaricales; Hemipholiotaceae. The record is from the annotation of a GenBank genome assembly.
AUGGUCUCCCGUCUCGUCCUCGCCCGUCUGGCGCCCGUCCUCAACGUCACCCGCCCCUCCACAUCCACCGCUGCAGCAAGGGCGCUCCGCGGUGCUCGCGGCUACGCGACCGCGGAUAAUGAAAACACAAUGACCGUCCGCGACGCACUAAACCUUGCCAUGGAGGAGGAGAUGACUCGCGAUGAAAAGGUCUUCAUCCUCGGCGAGGAGGUCGCGCGUUACAACGGUGCUUACAAGGUCACCAAAGGGCUCAUGGACAAGUUCGGCGAGAAGCGGGUCGUCGACACCCCCAUUACAGAGAUGGGCUUCGCUGGCCUGGCCGUCGGUGCUGCCCUUCAGGGUCUUCGUCCCAUCUGUGAAUUCAUGACCUUUAACUUCGCCAUGCAAGCUAUUGACCAAAUCGUCAACUCGGCUGGCAAGACAUACUACAUGUCCGGCGGAAAUGUGCCAUGUCCAGUCGUCUUCCGUGGGCCCAAUGGUGCAGCUGCUGGUGUCGCUGCCCAACACUCACAAGACUACGCGGCUUGGUACGGUUCGGUACCCGGGUUGAAGGUCGUCAGUCCAUGGAGUGCAGAGGAUUGCAAAGGCCUACUCAAGUCCGCUAUCCGUGACCCCAACCCAGUCGUAUUCCUAGAAAACGAGAUGUUGUACGGCGUCUCCUUCCCGAUGUCGCAGGAGGCCAUGUCAGACAACUUCUUAAUUCCCAUUGGCAAGGCCAAGGUUGAGCGGGAGGGCAGCGAUGUCACCAUUGUCGCCCACAGCAAAAUGGUGACGCACAGCAUAGAGGCUGCUGACGCGCUCGCCAAGGAGGGCAUCAAGGCUGAGGUUAUCAACCUCCGCAGUAUUCGCCCUCUUGACAUCGAUACCAUUAUCAAGUCAGUCAAGAAGACGAACCGCCUUGUCAUUGUUGAGGGUGGCUUCCCUGCUUUCGGCGUUGGCAGCGAGAUCUGUGCACAAAUAGUUGAGAGCGAGGCCUUUGACUACCUCGAUGCCCCAGUUGAGCGGGUAACCGGCGCCGAUAUCCCUACACCUUACGCCACCAACCUUGAGACUCUGGCAUUCCCCGACACUCCUCUGAUCGUCAAGGUCGCAAAACGUGCACUUUACCGCACGAACUGA